GGCUUCUAAAUUUGCGCUUGCGCAGUUUCUUACGGAAACGGAAGUGCGGAGCCCAGCGUGAAUGUCGGGCGGUGCUGAUACCUUGGAGGCCUGCCUGCUUUCUCCUCUUUCUCUUUUGUAUUGGAAAAGCUCUUUGAGGAAGAGGAGGAAACAAAAGGAAGAGAAGUCAGAAAUGGCUUUUUCUCAGGCACAAUUGACCCUCAAGGAUGUGGCCAUUGAAUUCUCUCCAGAAGAGUGGGAAUGUCUGGACCCUGCUCAGAGGACCUUGUACAGGGACGUGAUGGUGGAGACCCUCAGGAACCUGCUCUCUGUGGCUCUCUCUCAUAUACACAUGAUCAAGAAAUCACAACUAAAAUCAAACAUUGAUACAGGAGAAAGAUUCCAAACAGUGAUGUUGGGAAACCAUGAAAGCCAUGAAAUCAAGCAUUUUUACCAUCAAGAAUUACAGGAAAAUAUGUGUGACCUCGGGUGUCAGUGGAGAGAUGAUGAAAGAAAUUAUAAAAAUAUCCCUACAUCCCAUAAGGAAGGUGUCACUUAUGGAAGAAUUCAACCCAGUGGAAAGGAUACAGAAAAGAAGCUGAUUGCAAAUAUAGUUGCAUUAAGCUCUUGGGAUGCACUGUGCAUGCUUCAGAGUAGACAGACAAUUGAUACAUUUCAUCAAGCUGAUGACAACAUGAACAGGAGUAUGUCAUUUUCACCAUCUCAGGAAGUUUCUCCUUCUGGCCAAUCCAAAAUUUCUAAUAUAUAUGGGGGUGAUUUUAUGCAUCCUUCAAUAUUGACACAAGACCAGAAAGCACACGGGGAAAGACCUUACAAAUGUAAUGAGGGUGGCAAAAUCUUUCCUAAGUGCUCAGACUUCAGUAGACAUCAGAUAAUCCAUGCAGGAAAAGAAUUGCGCAAAUGUGACUUUUGUGGAAAGAUCUUUAGUCGAAAUUCACACCUUGAAGUUCAUCGGAGAACUCAUACUGGAGAGAAACCUUAUAAAUGUAAUGUGUGUGGCAAGAGUUUUAAUCGUAAUUCAUAUCUCACAUGUCAUAAGAGAAUUCAUACUGGAGAGACACCUUACAAAUGCAAUGUCUGUGGGAAAACCUUUCGGUAUCCCUCUGGCCUCUGGAGACAUGUGAUAAAACAUACUGGAAGAAAACCAUUUAAAUGUGAUGUAUGUGGCAGAGUCUUUAAUCAAAAUAAAGACCUUGCAGUUCAUCACAGAAUUCAUACUGGAGAGAAACCUUACAAAUGUAAUGAAUGUGGCAAAGUCUUUGGUCAAAAAGCACAUCUUAAAACUCAUCUGAGUACUCAUACUGGAGUGAAACCUCACAAAUUUAUUGAAUGUGUCAAGGUCUUUUGUGAUAAGGAAACUGUUAAAAGGCAUCAACAAAUUCAAACUGCAGUAACAGCAUACAAAUGUAAUGCAUGUGGCAAGUACUUUCAUCACCAGACUACCCUUAUACGGCAUCAACAUGUCCAUACUGGACAGAAACCUUACAAGUGUAAUGAAUGUGGCAAAUUCUUUCGUCAGAAGGUAACCCUUAUACGGCAUCAAUAUGUCCAUACUGGAGACAAACCAUACAAAUGUAAUGAGUGUGGCAAGUUCUUUAAUCAGAAAUCCAAUCUGGUGCGUCAUCAAACGAUUCAUAAUGGUGACAGACCUUACAAAUGUAAUCAUUGUGGCCAGCUGUUUAGUCUGAAAGGAAGCCUUGCAGCUCAUCAGAGGAUUCAUACUGGAGAGAAACCUUACAAAUGUAGUGAGUGUGGCAAAGUCUUUAAUAGAAAUUCAAACCUCGUAGUUCAUCAGAGAAUUCAUACUGGAGAGAAACCUUACAAAUGUAAUGAGUGUGGUAAGAUGUUCAGCAGUAGACCAACCCUCAUCAGUCAUCAGUUCAUUCAUACUGGAGAGAAACCUUACAAAUGUGAUCAGUGUGGUAAAGGCUUUGGUUACAAACAAUGUCUUCGAAUUCAUCACAGAUUGCAUAAUGAAUAAGUGGAAGUGAAAGUGAUAGUCGCUACAUUAAUGUAGCCUGUCAGGCUCCUUUGUCCAUGGGAUCUCCAGGCAAGAAUACUGGAAUGGGUAGACUUUUCCAUCUCUAGGGGAUCUCACUUUACCUAAUGAGCCACCAGGGAAGUCCACAUAAUGAAUAGAAACAUUGCAGAUUUGUUGUGUGGAAAAGCCUUUACUCAGAUCUCAACCCUACCACACAUCAGAAAAUCCAGCUUGAGAAACACCAUAUUAAAAAAAAAAAAAAAAAAAAGGAAAAAAGAAACACAAUAAAGUUGUGCUAUAUGUGGGAAGGUCUUCAAAAUUCAAACUUCAGAAAAAAUUCAGAUCUGAAAAUUCACAGCUUACAAUUUGUUGGAGAAUUCAUAGCGGGAAGAAACUGUACAAAUAUCAUGAGUGUUGUAAAGUUUUUUUGCACUCACCACCAGAUAAUCUGUAAUGGGAAGAAACCUUACAAGUUUAAUGACCGUCUCUAUGUUUAGUCAAAAUUCGUACCUUAUAUAUAGUAUGCCAGAUAAUUCAUACUGGAGAGAAACCUUUCAAACGUAAUGAGUGGCAAUUUCUUCGGUGUGCCUUUAAGCCUAAAACGUCCCUACAGGUGUUCCAUGAUCUUGAACAUUGAACAGUGUGGUGAAGUGUCAAGGCUUUUACAGGUGUCCAUCGUCAGCUUUAUUAGUGUACUUUGUAGAACUGCAGCAUCACAUCAACUGUAGUGCAAGGACCAUAGACACUUGAGAUGAGAAUGUUUCAUGGAAAACUGUUUUGCUUUUCUACAUACCCCAUACUAAAUUUUUCAUUUCUGCUGUGCCAAUUACUACAAACUGAGUGCCUUAAAUAAAUAGAUUUAUUCUCUUCUGUUUCCAUUCAAGAAUUGUAAAUGGAUCCAAAGCUCUGUGCUCUUUUGGGUACUCCAGGUCAGUUUGUUUUCUUGCUUUUAUGAAUUUCCAACAUCAUUUUCAUCCUUUUUCUCAUGGUCUUCAUGUGGUUUUGCAUCACAGGCCCUUUAAUCAAUGAUUUUGUUCAGACGUCCUCUUAUCAUAUGAGCACUUCCUCAACACAUUGUUUAAAUUAGGUCAGCCUCUCUUUCUGUCAUUGUAUUAAUUCAUUACUAGGGUCAUAUCUUACUUAAUGAUUGCUGACAUUCCCUAAUAGAAUAUAAUCUCCUGAAGGCAGGGUAUUUUAUUUCUUGCUACACCAUCAGUGGUUUGGACCCAGUGCGGGAAAUGAAUUGGUUGAUAAAUUUGAAAAGUUGUUUUAGACAUUUCUAUUGCAUACUUUAUAGUCCAAAGAAGAACUUUUAUAUGUAGUGUGAAUAUAAAAAAUUUGAGUGACCUA
Molecule: messenger RNA, 3331 nt
Organism: Bubalus bubalis (water buffalo)
Lineage: Eukaryota; Metazoa; Chordata; Mammalia; Artiodactyla; Bovidae
Product: zinc finger protein 239
Exons: 5
Coding region: 62-1981 (639 amino acids)
Biological process (GO): negative regulation of transcription by RNA polymerase II
Cellular component (GO): nucleus
Molecular function (GO): DNA-binding transcription activator activity, RNA polymerase II-specific; RNA polymerase II cis-regulatory region sequence-specific DNA binding; DNA-binding transcription repressor activity, RNA polymerase II-specific
Source: RefSeq, a predicted model, not a curated record